Molecule: messenger RNA, 1740 nt
Organism: Pichia membranifaciens NRRL Y-2026
Lineage: Eukaryota; Fungi; Ascomycota; Pichiomycetes; Pichiales; Pichiaceae
Exons: 1
Coding region: 1-1740 (579 amino acids)
Biological process (GO): positive regulation of transcription by RNA polymerase II
Cellular component (GO): nucleus
Molecular function (GO): zinc ion binding; DNA-binding transcription factor activity, RNA polymerase II-specific; transcription cis-regulatory region binding
Source: RefSeq, a predicted model, not a curated record
AUGGCCGCAUUGAAAAAGAGAACGGGACACAAAUACAGUCAUAGCGGCUGCACAAAUUGUAAGAAAAGAAGUAUCAAAUGUGAUGAAAACUUUCCAGAAUGCCUGGCUUGCCAGAAAAAAAAUCUAAAAUGUGAGUACAAACAGAAGAUAUUUGUUUAUCAGCCUUUCAAAACAUCAUCGAAGCAAAACAAGAAGUUUAAAAAGAUAGAAAUAGAUCAUCUAUCAAAGGAACCAACAUCUACAUAUGUGCCAGAAGCAGUCGGUUCUUUUGACGUUAUCGAUAAAUUUAUAGACGAGUUUAAGGAGAACUUUGAUCAAGGAAGACAAUCAAAUAUUUCAGGUAAUAAAGAAGAACAGAUUUUAGAGUGCAAAAAACUAGACGAGCUUAGCGCAAGCUCUGCCUUACAAGUUGCUUCGUAUGUCCGAUACUGGAAACCCUACACAGAAGAAAGAUACCAAGAACUUUUCGAGAAAUUGGAUGCCACGGGUGCUAAGAGCAGCAAUGUUCACUACCAUGAAAACGACCCGGAAGUUCAAGAAUUUAUUCUUCACGCCUUUGUUCAAUCGAAGGCUACUUACAAUUAUAUCUUGGCACCCGCUCACGAAUUAAGCCUUGUAACUAACUGGGUAUUACAUUUUGGUACCAAAUAUCCAAUAAUGGGGUAUGUGCUGAACUUCAUAACGUGUAACCUUUUGGACAUCAAGUGUUCAGAUGAUCGCUGGUCUUGUAUAUUGAAAAGGAACAUGGCCACCGCCCUCAUCAACCUCUCUGCCAGAGUUGGUCAAUGUGAUUCGUUUAUCGAAAUGGUAUGUUAUUUGUUUUCUAUAAUGUUCCUAUUUUCUGAGCAAACAGCCAGCAGGCAGAACGUUUGGAGGCUUCACUUGAGAGGCGCAUUUGCCAUUUUAGAACAAUGUAGUGAUCUUUUCAACAAAGUCUCACAAAAUAAAGAUCCAUUUGAUUCUGAUUUGAAAUUGGCGCUUCAGAUGUUCUCCUUUUCGAAAAACUGGUUUGUGGCUGCAGAAAUUAUUGCCUGUCUAUCUGCACCAAAUGGAGGGGUCAUCAAAGAUAUUUACAGCUCAAAAUUCUAUCUUGGUUACAAUACACAGGAAUUAGAUGAUGGUGUACUCCUCGGCGGAUUUAACUUGAUGAAGGGUUAUUCACAGCUCUUAUCCCCAGUUGUCAUGGAAAUAAUCACCUUCAUGAUUGCUUUUAAAAAAUCAGAGGGCAUCUCUUUGAGUGGAACCCGGGGGCUAUUAGAAAAUUUACCAUACUCGGAAGAACGAAGAAUACUAGGUCAGAAGUUGUUGGCAAGAGUAAAGGAAGUGCAAACUGAGGAACUGAAUUUAUCGACCAUGCAGGAUCACGUUAUGAGGGCCUAUAUAAGGUCUUGUAACAAAUGCUUCUGUUAUGCCUUGCAAAUCUAUAUCUCGUCAAUUUUUUUGGAUGAUUUCAUAUAUGGUGAUAAUAUUCAGCAUUGUGUUCAAAUAAUUGAAGAACAGUUGGUGACAAGCCAAGAUAUAAGGUCUUAUGGGCUAAGUAUUCACUGGCCAUUGUUUGUUGCAUCAUUAUGUGCCCUAUCUGCCAAUCAGCGACUGACGUUUAUCAAGGCAUUGAAGAACAUCUCCAGCAACGGCACUUUUGUUGCAAGAAAUACAGUUGAACGUGUAGAACGCUUUUGGAAGGUUAUUGACAGUGGAGGGUUAAUUGAAGAAGAGGAUUAUGAUUGCACUGUUGCCUAG